Messenger RNA from Anoplopoma fimbria (sablefish), 675 nucleotides. Its product is annotated as major intrinsically disordered NOTCH2-binding receptor 1-like. The coding region runs from base 1 to 675 and encodes 224 amino acids. The record is from RefSeq and is a predicted model, not a curated record. Lineage: Eukaryota; Metazoa; Chordata; Actinopteri; Perciformes; Anoplopomatidae. The transcript has 4 exons.
AUGGACAUCUCCGUUCUGCCCAACAACAACCACCCGGGGAAGUUCCUCCAGCUGGACGUUGGGAUGCUGCCGGCCACGCACGGAAUGUUCCAGGUCGGGUCGGUCCUGUCCAGUCAGAAACACUGGCAGAACAGAGUCUACUCCCAGAGGGGGCAAAGGGUAAAGACUGAAAGCUGGUCUCCUCCCUCUCCAGAGGCCAGUCCCGUGGCGUUUGAGGACAGAUACCUGGAGAGGCACAUCACACCGGUCACUCUGAAGUCCAACAUUAAAAGGAACCCUCUGUUCAUGGACACGAGAGCGAUGGAAGUGGUGGACAACAAGAAGUCCAAGCCCUCCUGGACCGUCAGGGAGUACGACACACAGACAGUCCACGGGAACCUCGCCGAUUAUUUAAAGGAGGAAGAGAAGACUCCUAGAGAUCUGGACUUUUGGCUCGAGGAUCUCUACACACCGGGUUUUGACUCUUUACUGAAGAAGAAAGAAGCGGAACACAAGAGAAAAAGACUUUGUAAAAUCAUGUCUUUAAUUGUUUUCAAGUCUUCCAGUGUGAAGCUCGUGUGUGGGUCGCUCUCUCUGCCCAUCACAGGCUUCGUAGGAACGGGAGACCAGCGGAUGGCAAACGAGCAACAAGUCUACUGUGGCACCAAAGUGCUGCCGUUACUAUCCGUUGAUUGA